CAUUGUACAAUAUGUGUGGCUUCCGUAGACCCAUUCUCGAAUUCUGCGGCGUUAAAACUCUCUUUACAAAUUCUUUCCAAUUUUACCAGUCGCCUACAGUCUACAUAUAACUGCUCGCCUUUCUUAUCAAUCCCAUUUUUCAAAAUAUCCAUUUCGAUUAAUGUUAAACUCCAAGCUAAGCCAUGCAAGUAAUUGAGACCUCUUGAGCAAACAAAAGAAUGCCCAAAAAUUCCUCUUUUCAAACACCCAUUUGCAAUUACUAAUCAGUGAUCAAAGAUAAAUCCUUUUGUUCCACAAUCGCCAUGCUUUUCCAUUUUGAUCUAAAAGAAUUUCAAGAAAAGGUGUCUACUCAACUCCGGCCUUUGCAACGGUCUUUCCAGUUCUGGGUUCGGGCUGCUGAUAUUUAUACUGGUUAUAAAGUAUUUCAGGUAAGAGCAAGUUUAGAGAAGGAUGUGCAGAAACAGGAGGUAAUGUGGGAGAAGCAGCACGAGGUUGCUGCUGACAAGAUAUAUAACAUGUGUUCUGACCUUGGUGGGUUUUUCCUCAAGGUUGCCCAAAUAGUUGGGAAGCCAGAUUUGGCGCCAGCUGCAUGGGUCAAAAGGCUUGUUACUCUAUGUGAUCAAGCACCAGCUACACCAUACAAUGUGGUUAGGGUAGUGCUCGAGAAGGAGUUGGGUCAAAGUAUUGAUGAGUUGUUCGAUUAUUUUGACAAGGAUCCACUGGGCUCUGCCUCUAUUGCUCAGGUUCAUCGAGCAAGACUCAAAGGUGACAAGAAUGAUGUUGUCGUCAAGGUCCAACAUCCUGGGGUUCAGGAAUUGAUGAUGACUGAUAUCCGCAACUUGCAAGCCUUUGCGUUAUAUAUUCAGAAGACGGAUGUCAAGUUUGAUCUGUUCUCCGUUACCAAGGAAAUGGAGAAACAGAUUAGCUAUGAAUUCAACUUUGUGAGGGAGGCUGAAGCUAUGGCAAGAAUUCGUCAUUUCCUUUGCCAGAAUAAC
Messenger RNA from Nicotiana tabacum (common tobacco), 995 nucleotides. The record is from RefSeq and is a predicted model, not a curated record. Lineage: Eukaryota; Viridiplantae; Streptophyta; Magnoliopsida; Solanales; Solanaceae.